This is a messenger RNA of Ficedula albicollis (Collared flycatcher), 2678 nucleotides long. It is a transcript of the gene WIPI2, whose product is annotated as WD repeat domain, phosphoinositide interacting 2. The record is from RefSeq and is a predicted model, not a curated record. Gene Ontology annotation, cellular component: cytosol; phagophore assembly site membrane; extrinsic component of membrane. The coding region runs from base 1 to 1581 and encodes 526 amino acids. Gene Ontology annotation, molecular function: phosphatidylinositol-3,5-bisphosphate binding; phosphatidylinositol-3-phosphate binding; protein binding. NCBI's taxonomy places the organism in Eukaryota, Metazoa, Chordata, Aves, Passeriformes, Muscicapidae. The transcript is spliced from 15 exons. Gene Ontology annotation, biological process: protein lipidation; autophagy of mitochondrion; protein localization to phagophore assembly site.
AUGGGGGUCCCGGGGGGCGGCGGCUGCUCAGCCCCGGCCCGGGGGGAAAGUGCCGCCCGGGGGAACGGCACCGACUCGGCGAGAUCGAGAAGGGGCGAAGCGACACGGGGAAAACAAAGGCGACCUCCGGGAGGGGAGAGCCAGCCCCGCUGCCGCCCUCAGAUGUGCAACGAGGAGGAGGAGGAAGAGGAGGAGGAAAAGAAGAAAGGGGGGGACCCAGCUGGGGUGGGUGGCUCUGCCUCAGCCCCAUCGCUGUAUGGUGCCCCUGGGGGUGGGGGACACAAAUCCAGCGCCCCACCAUGCCUCCCUGCUCGGGAGAUGGGGCCCUUCUCCAGACAGGCAAGAUCCCUUGCAGUUGGCAGUAAAUCAGGCUACAAAUUCUUCUCUCUCUCUUCUGUGGACAAAUUAGAGCAGAUCUAUGAAUGCACUGACACAGAAGAUGUGUGCAUUGUGGAGAGGCUCUUCUCCAGUAGUCUGGUGGCCAUAGUUAGCCUUAAAGCUCCACGCAAGUUGAAAGUUUGUCACUUCAAGAAGGGGACAGAGAUUUGCAACUACAGUUACUCCAACACCAUCUUGGCUGUCAAACUCAACAGACAGAGGCUGAUAGUAUGUCUGGAAGAGUCUCUUUAUAUACACAACAUACGAGACAUGAAGGUAUUACAUACAAUCAGGGAGACACCUCCCAAUCCUGCAGGGUUGUGUGCUUUGUCAAUAAACAAUGAUAAUUGCUACUUGGCCUAUCCAGGAAGUGCAACUAUUGGAGAAGUACAAGUCUUUGACACCAUCAAUCUGAGAGCUGCCAAUAUGAUCCCAGCUCAUGAUAGUCCCUUGGCUGCUUUGGCAUUUGAUGCAAGUGGUACUAAACUUGCUACAGCCUCAGAAAAGGGGACAGUAAUAAGAGUGUUUUCCAUUCCAGAGGGACAGAAACUCUUUGAAUUCCGAAGGGGAGUGAAGAGGUGUGUAAGCAUCUGUUCAUUGGCUUUCAGCAUGGAUGGCAUGUUUCUGUCUGCAUCCAGUAACACGGAGACGGUGCAUAUCUUCAAACUUGAGACUGUGAAAGAAAAACCUCAGGAAGAGCCUACAACCUGGACAGGUUACUUUGGAAAAGUGCUGAUGGCCUCAACGAGCUAUCUGCCCUCUCAAGUAACAGAGAUGUUCAACCAGGGCAGAGCCUUUGCUACAGUCCGUCUGCCCUUCUGUGGGCACAAAAACAUCUGUGCACUUGCCAUAAUCCAGAAGAUCCCCCGUUUGCUGGUGGGAGCUGCUGAUGGGUAUCUCUACAUGUACAACUUAGACCCCCAGGAAGGAGGCGAGUGCACACUAAUGAAGCAGCACAAGCUCGAUGGCAGCAUGGAGCCCGCCAACGAAAUCCUGGAGUCUGCGUCCCACGACCGGCCGUUGGUAGCGCAGACGUACAGUGCUGCUGUGACUAAAGGUACAUAUGUGCCUUCCUCACCCACCAGGCAUGCCUAUACAGAUGACCUGGGUGCUGUGGGUGGAGCUUGCCUGGAAGAUGAAACCAACUCACUUAGAUUGGACGAAGACAGUGAGCAUCCCCCCAUGAUCCUUCGGACAGACUAAACUUGGACCUGUGAACUCACUCCUGAAGCAGAGAACACUGGCUUGAUGUUUCUUGAGGAAUCUCGUGUUAUGCUGCUAUGAACUUUGACAUGAGUUGGGAGAGAGGAUGACAGACCCUUACAGUUUUAAGUCAUAGCUGUAGUUCUAAUUCUAUACAAUUGGAAAAAUAUAUGGUUUUCAAUUCAGUGGCUUUUAAUCUUGCUUAUCUAUUUUAGCUGUGUUUAUUUUUUUUUGUUGCCAAAACCUGCUGUUUGUGCAGCCCUCAGAACCUACUUAGCUUUGCAUGCAUUCAUGUGCCAAGCAAGCAUAGGAGGGGGAGAGAGAGAGAAGCCACUUUAUAACAAACUCAAGUUUGUAUUUUUUUUAUAUAUGUAUAUAAUAUUUAGCCUAUAUAAGGAAGGAGUAGAGAAGUGGUUCUGGAAGCUGAGACUAGUUCUGCACUGACAAAGGUCCAAAUGGUUUCCUGUGCAUGGGCUUGCAGGCAUACCUAGUGACUGACAUGCAACCUUUCAAAUGCGAUGGCCUGUUUUUUUGGGUUCUCCCUUCCCUUUCCUGGACCAUUUUGUUAAUUAAAAUUCCUUCUGAAUGUAUUGUGUAUUUGUGGGACUGUUCUGUUUGUUGGGAUGGAAAACUGGAAGUGUUUCCCUGCGUAAGGAUAUAGAAUAUAGAAAGUGCCUUUACAGGGAAGGAAAAGAAUUGCUGCAGGAAGAAGAGGUAGAAUGAGGGAAGGAUUGUUGGAGAGUCUUGUCUGUACACCUUUGGUACUUGGGUGUCUGUAGCCUGUGGUGGCUGAUAAGCUUGUGGGUUUUUGAGAAAAGACUUGGAAUGCACUUUCUUUCUUUCCUGUAGUUUGUCCUAUUUUCUUGGCAGAGUAGCAAUAAUCUUUUUUUAUACCUUUUUUAAAUUAUCCAAAGCAAGGAUUCUGUCAGGCUGGAGGGAAGUCCCUGUAGAGUUUGGCAGCCCUACUCUAUAAACAGCCUUAAGGUUUCCUGCUAGAAGGCUCUCAAUUCCUGCUUCUUCUCAGUCUGGGGCUGAGUGUACUUCUCCAAUAGUGAAACUUCUUGGUUUUGUUUUUUUUUUUUUCUCACUUACUGAUG